AAACUAUUUUUCAUAUUAAAAAUUGUAGGAUUGAAAAAAGAUAUAUGACGAUGAUGAGACAAACGGAACACAUAAUUUAUAACACACAAUAUUUUUGGCUUUGUUCAUAGUCAUUGUUACAAACACUGAACAUAACACAAGUCAAGCUUGUUGAAGCUUGCUUAAUUUCUCUACUCACAGUCUCUGGUGCUUUCGUUUGCACCUUUAACGUGCUCAGAUACAUGGACCUGGUCACCUGGCACACACACACACACACACACACACAAAACUCUACAUUUUUCUCUUACUCCUAAUUUUCCUCACACACUCUGUUUUUCUUUCUUUCAAGUAUGGCCGUUUCAAUCCCAGAUCUGAACGGCGGAAGUGAGCGGUGGUGAGUGUUUUGGAAUUGUCAAAUGGGUAUUUUCGGUUUUUCAUUAAAAAAAUUAGGGUGAACCGCCCACCAUAGAAGAUGACCUUUGUUACUUCAUUGGUUGCCGUGAAACUGAAAACCCUGCAACCCUAUGACUAUGACUAAGAUUAAGAUUAUGAAGCUCCUAAGUCAUCAUCAUCGUGUUUCAUUCAAAACCUUCCGCCACGUGCUCCGAUACGGCAACGUCAACACUUACAGCGUCAUGAUCCCAUCGCCGGAGAAGAAGGUGGGGCAACCGAAACCAACCACUGAGAACCAAAAUUCAGUUUCGUUGAAUGCGGCUGUUCAGGACUUGUGCCGGAAAAGUAGGAUGUCAGAGGCUAUGGUGAUGUUUGAGAAGAUCAAUCGGACGGGUUUGGCCCCAGAUAAGAGGACUUACAUGGCUCUGUUUCACAUGUUCUGCCGCCAGUUUCUCUAUGAACAGGCUUAUAAGCUUUUGACUGAAAUGGUUGUUAGGGGGUUUUCACCCUCGGUUUCUUCAUUCAACAAGCUUAUUCGUAGGUAUUGCUCUGAGGGGACACUUGAGGAGCUUGAGGAGGCUCUGUGGAUUCUGAGGGGCAUGCCUGAGAUGGGCUUGUCCCCUGAUGCUGUUAGUUAUGCCACUGUUAUAUCCGGGUUUUGCCGAAUCAGGAAGCCCAUGAAGGCGUAUGAAUUGAAGCUGGAAAUGGUUGACAAGGGCAUCUUGCCUAAAUUUGGCACAUAUUCGCAGCUUAUAGACUACAUGUACCAACAUGGGAGACUGUCCGAAGCUUUUGAUCUCUUCCGAGAGAUGCUGCGCGCGGGUGUCUGGCGACACUCGCCAGAUAAGUAUUAUUAUUUAACUGGAAAUUAUUCUAAGUUGAUGCAUGCUUAUUGUGAUAAAGGUGAAAUCAGUAAGGCUUUUCUUGUGCAUGAUGAAAUGAUACACAAUGGUAUUUUCCCUGAUGCUCACAAGUAUUCGAAGCUUAUACAGAAGCUGUGCCUGUAUCGGAGACUGUCGGAAGCUCUUUAUUUCUUCCGAGAGAUGCUGCGCGAGGGUGUAUGGCCACGCCAUCAAGAUAAUAAGUUUGAAGAGGCUCUGGGAAUUUUGAGGGGCAUGGCUGACAUGGAUUUGUCCCCUGAUGUUGUAAGUUAUGGCGCUAUUAUAUCCGGGUUUUGCCGAAACCGGGAGCUGGGGAGGGCGUUUGAAUUGAAGCUGGAGAUGAAAGAGAAGGAUAUCUACGGGAUGGAUAGAGCCGUAUAUUCAUCACUUAUGCAAGGCUUGUCGGAUGAGGUUACUUAUACAAGUUUGAUAAAUGCUUAUUGUGCAAAAGGUGAAGUGGACAAGGCUCGUACAUUGUUGCUGGAAAUGAAAGUCAAUGGUUAUUUGUCAGAUUCUGAUAGUGAACUGGAGUAAUAAUCAAUUUAAAAGUGUGUUAGGGCUUGUCAAAGGUUUCCUCAUGAGGGAUUUAGUGAAUGAAGCAGCCCGAGCUCAUAACACAAUGCUUGAGCAGUUUAUAAUUUAUUAAUAUUUGAUCAUUGUAGAUCUCUUAAUGAUCUUAAGGCGUAUAAUAUGCACACCGAGAUGGUGGAUUAUGGUUUUA
Molecule: messenger RNA, 1974 nt
Organism: Lotus japonicus
Lineage: Eukaryota; Viridiplantae; Streptophyta; Magnoliopsida; Fabales; Fabaceae
Product: pentatricopeptide repeat-containing protein At5g39710-like
Exons: 2
Coding region: 504-1787 (427 amino acids)
Molecular function (GO): protein binding
Source: RefSeq, a predicted model, not a curated record